Molecule: messenger RNA, 3102 nt
Organism: Spodoptera litura
Lineage: Eukaryota; Metazoa; Arthropoda; Insecta; Lepidoptera; Noctuidae
Gene: Ing5
Product: inhibitor of growth protein 5
Biological process (GO): regulation of DNA-templated transcription
Cellular component (GO): nucleus
Source: RefSeq, a predicted model, not a curated record
UGUUUGAGCUUGAACGAAACGAAAUUUAUUGUUGCAAAGUGCAUAUCACGAAUCUGUCGGGGUUUCCGUGAUAUUUUUAUGUGUUAAACUAAAUCAAAUAGUAAAGAAUAACUAAAUUACUCAGUUAGAAAAGAAACUAGAAUAGUUUUAGUGAUAAUAUAAUCAGUGUAACAGUUGUUUUAUUAUCAGUGUUUCGCACUUUCAUUUUUACAUCGUUGCUAAAUAUUGCAAAAUGACUUCUGCACUGUAUUUAGAACAUUAUUUGGACAGUCUGCAGCAUCUGCCGAUAGAAUUGCAGAGAAACUUUAAGUUAAUGCGUGAUCUAGAUGACCGUGCACACGGACUAAUGAGGACGAUCGACCUUAUGGCUGACGAGUUGCUACCACAAAUCCCAAAAAUGGACGAAGAAACCAAGAAAGAAAAGGUAAAUACCAUUCAAGGACUAUUCAACAAAGCCAAGGAGUACGGAGACGAUAAAGUGCAACUUGCAAUACAGACCUACGAGUUGGUUGAUAAGCACAUACGUCGCCUUGACUCUGACCUCGCACGAUUUGAGUCUGAGAUACAGGAGAAAGUAAUGAGCGCACGUGCCGCACAGCAAGCCGCUGCUGACCAGGAACCCAAUGCUGCCACUGUCAAGAAGGGUAGGAAGAAAAGUAAAAUUAAUGAUAAGAGUGCAUCUACCACGGGCAAGAAGAAACGUGCCGGAGCGUCUAGUGAAGACGACGCCGCCGCUUCAGGCAGGUCGGCAGCAAAGAAAAAAGCGGUACGUAAAGGUGCAGCUGCUACUGCUAAUAAUUCUAAAGAACAGGAGGAGAAUGCUGAUUUAGAUUCUGUAGGAGGAAUGGCUCACCCCAGUGAUGUGUUGGAUAUGCCUGUGGAUCCAAAUGAGCCUACAUACUGUCUCUGCCAUCAAGUGUCAUAUGGAGAGAUGAUUGGGUGUGACAAUCCUGAUUGCCCUAUAGAAUGGUUCCACUUUGCCUGUGUGGACCUUAAGAUCAAGCCUAAAGGUAAAUGGUACUGCCCUAAGUGUACCCAGGAUAGAAAGAAGAAAUGAUCCACAGCCAAACCUACUGCUAAGCAAACAGAUAAGACUGUAACUUUAAAGAAAGAAGUGAAGUGACUAAAUAGUUGUUGGUAAGGUAUAUUAAUAUAUUGUAUUAUAGCCCCAACAUGUGAAAUGUGAUGUAUUUUAUGAUAAGUUCAUGUUACACCGAGGUGUAUUAUUAUGAGGAAACAUUUCUACAAUACUUGAAAUGCGUGUGCAAUAAUUGUGAAAGCUAAGUUAUUGUAUUUUGUGUUGUUAUGUCAUUGUGAUAUAAAAACAGAAAAUAUGUCAUAUUGAUUUAUAUAAAUUUUUGUAUUAUAAUAUAUAGUUAAAUUACUAAGGCCUUGUUUUUAUUGAUAGGGCAGAUGUAGUAAAGUAUCAAUGACUAACUUCUCUUUCAAAUUUUGGAUGUUGCAUUUCAAUUAUCAAUUUGUUAGCACAAAAUAGUGUUCAAUUAAUAUUGUAUGGAGUAGCCAUGCAUAAUUACAUCAUUAGUAGAAUAAAUAAUACAUAAUAUAUAAAUAAAUUUAAUAUAUGACAUGUUAGGAACAAUAUGUUAGCAGCUUCUAUUGGUAAGGAUCAUCUUAUGAUGUUAUCAUAUGCCUUAUUUAGCAUUUAUUUGUAACUGGCAUAAUGACACAGUCAUAGAAUUAAGUUUUUAUAUGAUAUAGUAUAACAAGUUUCGUGAUUUAUUGUACAUAAAGCAUUCAGGAUUAAUUGAGAUAAAUAUACAUACAACACAUUAAUAUCAGGUUAUUUUACAUGUGUGUUAUAUAUCUUAAAAAUAAUAGUUAUCAAUAGUUAGUUGCCUCAUACAUAAUGUUAUAAAAUAUAUCAAAAUAGUCUGAAUGUUUACUAAAUGUGAAAGAUGUAGUUGUAAGUAAAUAAUAUUAUUUUAAUGUGGUUGUCCUUAAAUGAAGGGGGAAUUCUGUGGGACACUGACUAUACUUUGGAAAACACAUUAAAGUUGUAAAAUUACAUUAAUCAUGAUUGCACAAUUUGUAAUGAUGACCAAUGCCUAAACCAUAUUAAUUAAUUAAUGAAGUUGUAACUAAUAUGGUUUAGCUAACUCCAGUACUCAUUAAUUUAUUAAUCUAAUUGGGUACUUUCCUUAGUCCAAAAUAAAUUAUUUUGAAUGUUCAAUACAAUACAAUAUUUAAAGAAAUCACACUUUCAUAUGACCAAGUUAAUGUUAGUAUUUUUCCAGGCAAUUUUUAAGAAUUAAGUGUACACAAUCUUACAUAAAAUUCAUAGAAAACUGUUGUUUUUGACAUUUCAAAAAAAGUUUUGAAUUUGUCUAGUUGGCAAGUACCCAAUUACUAAAUAUCCCAUUUAAGUGCCCUACUAUUAAUUAUUGUUCACCUUGUAAUGACUCAAUAUGGGAAGAUGUCAAUGGGUAAAUAAACCAUAAGUACCGAGAUUUGGUUGCCAGGAUGGGGCUAAACAGAUAAUGAUUUUACAACUCUAAUUUUCUCCACUUUCUUGAUUUAUUGAAACAAGAAAUCUGUUUUUAUCUUUUAGUUCUUGUCUUACAGAAUUUGAGUGAGAAUGGCGAUUGACUGAUAUCAAUAAUUAUCGUGUAAUAUACAGGUGUAAUAUUUAGAUUUUGGUUCAUUAGUUUCUGAGAAUGAAUCAACUAACACUUUGUCAAUCUUGGCUAAAUAAAACUAUGCAUAAUAUUUUCUAGUAAAAUACAAAUUUUCUUCAUCCUCGAUAGUGUUUUGCUAAUAUUCAAAGGGAUCGGAGAAAUGUGAUGAGAAUGAAUUGGUACAUAGACAAAAAUAAUGUGGAAUGAAGGACAAUCUGGUGUGCACUUGUACUAAACAUUUAUUUAUUAAUGUAAGGAGAUCCUAUAUAAAUUAUAUGCCUGUCUGUACAUAGUCCUAUAUAAUCACAAAGAUAUUUGAGUUCUUAAUCUUAUUUUUUUAAUGUUACAUGUUAAGUUGUAUUUCUGUUAUACAAGCAAUAUAGCUUAUAGGAUCUAUUACUGUUUUUAUUUAAAUAUUAAGAUAUACUUCUAAAUAUUUGAAUAUUAUUGCAGUUAUUGACUUAUU